Zophobas morio is the source of this 1578-nucleotide messenger RNA. Its product is annotated as regulator of nonsense transcripts 3B-like. The coding region runs from base 139 to 1527 and encodes 462 amino acids. Gene Ontology annotation, biological process: nuclear-transcribed mRNA catabolic process, nonsense-mediated decay; positive regulation of translation. Lineage: Eukaryota; Metazoa; Arthropoda; Insecta; Coleoptera; Tenebrionidae. The record is from RefSeq and is a predicted model, not a curated record. Gene Ontology annotation, cellular component: cytoplasm; nucleolus. The transcript has a single exon. Gene Ontology annotation, molecular function: mRNA binding.
GGCAGCAGUGCUUGUAAAAAUCACCAACACGACCAAAUGUCACUGUUGACAGUCUAAUAAGAUUACAACUCUUGUUUUUACAAAUAAAGCAGAAAAUAAUUAACACAAUUAAGCGUUAAGUUUACGUACUAUUUAACCAUGGCGUUGCCAGAAACCAGCGAAACGCCUGAGAAAAAAUCCGACGGACAAAAAGGUUCUGACAAAAAAGAGAAACUUGCAACUAAAGUCGUCAUCCGCCGAUUACCACCCAGCAUGGACCAGGAAACGUUUUUGAACCAGAUAUCGCCGGUCCCCAGCUACGACUAUUUAUACAUGGUAAAAGGGGACGCCAGCUUGGGGGAAAAUUCGUUCUCUCGAGCUUACAUCAACUUCUCCAACCCCAACGACAUUUACGACUUUAAAGAAAAAUUUGAUAACUACGUUUUUCUGGAUAGUGCAGGCCAUGAAUAUCCAGCGGUCGUGGAGUUUGCAGCUUUCCAGAAAAUCCCCAAACGACGGACUAAAAUCAGAGUGGAUCCGAAAGUUUCUACUAUUGAAACAGACCCGUAUUAUUUGGAGUUCAUUGAAAUGAUUAAUAAGCCGCCUGAGCCGGACGAGAAACCGGAGUAUUCAUACCAAAUUACAGACAACAAAAACGAGGCAAAUGAAAUAACACCUUUGUUGGAAUACGUGAAAAAUAAAAGAGUGGAGAAGAUGCGAAUCCGGGAGGAGCGCAGAGAAGAGCGGAAGCGGAAAGAGUUUGAAAGAAAAAAAUUCAGAGAUGAUGACCGAAAAAAAAGGUAUGAGGAAAGGUCACCAGUCAAGAAUAAUAAAAACCAGUACACCAAAGUGGCAAGUCCUAAGGAGAAAACAGAAAAUAAGGAAUCUGAUAAACCUAAAACAGAAGAAGCAACCAAAAGCACGGAAGAUAAAACUCCCGAAAAAGAAGAAGUUGACAAGUAUGAAAAACCGGCCCCCACGUCGUAUUACAAAGGUAGAGACAAAAAGUAUGAUGACCGGAAAAAAGACAUCAAAAAUAAAUAUGUUCCUAAGAAGGAAUACGUUGAUAAGCGCGAAUUCAAAAGCCGGCGAGAAGACUACAAAGAUAGAGAUUACAGGUCAAAGUAUGAUGACUAUAAAAAAGAAGAUGCGAAAGUUUACCAAAAGAAAGUAAAAAAAUAUAGUGAGAAAAGAGAGGAGAGAAAAAUUGAGGCACAGAAAGCGGAACAGAAGAAGCUCGAGCAGCAACAGCAACAAGAAACUUCGCCCAAAACUGAAGACAGUGUGAAGACAGUUGAAGAGAAACCCGCUGAAAGUAGCAAGAAGGAUGAAGAGAAAGCGUCACCGAGCAAGGAAAGUGAACCUAGUCAAGAAUGUGCUUCAAAAAACACAGAAAAAGAAGCAAAAUGUAAAGAGGGCGAAAUUCAGUCACAAAGGAGAAUCCGGAAUAAAGACAGGCCCACAAUUGCUAUUUACAGGCCUGGGAUGUUGUCCAAGCGGAAACAAACAGACGGAGACCCAGAAACCAAGGAAAAUAAAAAAGAAUAAUUUAUUGGAUUUGUAUGUGAUUAAACGUAAAUUAAACACUCGUGUACCGAA